UAAUUCAAGAAAACAAUAAACUUUUCUUCAGAUAUUUCUCCUUCUUUUCAGUUUCUAACAGAUAGCAAUUUCAAUUCCUCAAGUUAAAUUGUUAACAUUUUUAUUUCUAAUAUCAUCCACCACUAGAUGGAGGGAGAGAAUCAAUGGAAUUGAAGAGGGAAUUAAAGAACCUUCCGAUGAUCAUAGCAGUGAAAGGUCAUCCAAUUGAAGACAGAAGCAAAGCCGUGGAACUUGCUAAGCAUCUCAGAUACUCCUUCAUUAAUCAUCAGGAUAUGGCCUCAAAUCUUCAACAAUCCUUGCCAUCCUCCUCUGACAAACCUGCAGCCACAUCCCAACUUGAUGAUUUGUGCUUCAACAUUGUCUGUCAAGUUGCCUCCACCCAGCCCAAGAUGGAGAUCAGGGUCGUCAUUAGUGCCCCGCUCCGUAAACGAAUCCACUUUGAUCAGUUGGUGAAGCUGGCACAGUCAGCAGACGGAAGUUUAAUGGCAGUCCAAUGUCAAACCCAGGAUAAGAGGGAUGAUUUCGAUGUUAGAGGGGUUGUCAAGCUCGCGGUCGACACCUUCGCGAAAAUUGCCCCUCAUAUCUGAAAGGGAAUAAGCCUAAUUAUAAAUAUUUUUCAGAGCAGCACAGGUGCGACAGCUGUAAGCUUGUUCUUAAGAAGUUAAGAGCAGACGCCACAUACAUCCUCUUGCUCUUCACUAUGGACUGGGGGAGGAUGAUCUUGAUUAUGAAUAUUCUUAAUGAAAUUUUUGUAACAAUGGCAAAAACCCAGAGAACUGGGUUUACGUGUGUGAAGGAUGUAAAUGUGUAGCUCAUAUUGCCUGUGCAAGAUGACAAAGCAGGGAAUGUUUAUCUUAUUUCUGUAAUUUGCUGGUCUAAGAAGUGUUUAUGUGCUGCAAAAUCCUCAAAUCCACCCUGAAAAAAAUCACAUGCACCCUU
Molecule: messenger RNA, 939 nt
Organism: Rubroshorea leprosula
Lineage: Eukaryota; Viridiplantae; Streptophyta; Magnoliopsida; Malvales; Dipterocarpaceae
Source: the annotation of a GenBank genome assembly